AACAUGGCAUCAGUCGAAAAAGAUAUCAGUUUCGUGAUAAAUUUGCACUUUGUAUUGAUCAGUGAUUAUAAAAUUAUAAGCUUCGGGGGUUUCUUUUCUCCAAAAGCAUCAUAAACUUAUGAAUUUCCAGCUGUACAUUAGGAUUACGUUACACCGCGGAUGGCUUUCAGGGAACAUCUUUAGGUCAACCAUGACUUCCACAAAACUUGAUGAUUGUCAUCAAUGUUUUUGUUUAUUAUCAGUAUUUUGCAUUAUCUGAUGAAAUUAAGAAGGUUUCCUUUUGGAGUGAAAUAAAAGAAACCACUUGACAACAUGGAGUCGUCAAGUGGGGGGAGCAAUACCCCAAAGAUAAUGGUUUUCAGGCCAACCAUGGAGGAGUUCAAGGACAUGGCCAAGUAUGUGUCCUACAUGGAGUCCUGUGGGGCACAUAAAGCUGGCGUAGCAAAGGUUAUACCUCCAGCAGAAUGGGUUCCUAGAAGAGGGGGUUAUGAUGACUUGGAAAUGACAAUACCAGCACCAAUCACACAGGUGGUGACGGGGUGUCAGGGUCUCUAUCAGCAGUACAACAUACAGAAGAAACCAUUAACUAUCAAAGAAUUUGAAAAAUUGGCAAACAGUGAUAGGUAUCGAACACCAAAGCACUUUGACUUUGAUGAGCUGGAAAGAAAGUACUGGAAGAACAUCACAUUUGUAAAUCCAAUUUAUGGCGCAGACAUUUCGGGCAGUAUCUAUGAUACUGAUCAGAACUACUGGAACAUUAACAAGCUAGGUACAAUCCUGGAUUAUGUGGCUGGUGACUAUGGAAUCAAAAUAGAAGGAGUCAAUACAGCGUAUUUGUACUUCGGUAUGUGGAAGACAACUUUCCCCUGGCAUACUGAGGAUAUGGAUUUGUACAGUAUCAACUACCUGCACUUUGGCGCCCCCAAGUCCUGGUAUUCUGUACCGCCAGAGCAUGGCAGGCGACUGGAGAGAUUAGCAACAGGAUUUUUCCCCAGUAGUUCUCAGUCUUGCCCUGCUUUCCUGCGACACAAAAUGACACUGAUAUCACCGGCAAUACUGAAACAGUAUUCCAUUCCAUUUAACAAGAUCACGCAGGAAGCUGGUGAAUUCAUGAUUACCUUCCCGUAUGGAUAUCAUCAGGGUUACAACCAUGGUUUUAAUUGUGCGGAGUCCACAAACUUUGCUACAGAGAGGUGGAUUGAGUAUGGAAAGAGGUGUUUGCAGUGUAAGUGUCGGAAAGAUGGUGUCAAGAUCAGUAUGGACACGUUUGUGAUGAGAUUCCAACCAGAACGCUAUGCUCUAUGGAAAGAAGGGAAAGACAUAGCUCCUCACCCAGAGGAUGACCAGAGCAAGCUCUAUAAACACAGGGACAAAAGCAUAGCCAAUAACUCUGGUACAGUGUCAAAGAGACAUCCAAUUUCUAAGUCCACAUCACCAAAGAAAAAGGAUAGCGUGAAGGAGGAAAAGGAGGAAUCAGAAACAUCUAAGGUUAAACAAGAAGAGGAAAACGCUGAUGAAAGUUGUAUUGAAGGAGAAAAGGAUGAUGAACAAAGCACUGGUAGUACAUCUGACGAAAAAGGUAGUAAUUCAGACAGUUCGAAAAAGAAAAUUGCUAUGUACUUGAAGGAUGUGAAGAAGGCUUCUGCCCCUACCAAAAAAGCUGCCCCUAGCUCAUUUCAGGCAGCGUUUGAAUCACUCGUUACCAAUAACAAAACGUUUCCAAAACCACCAGUUCAUAUUGUUGAUGGUGUUCCUGUUAAAGUGAAACAGCGUAAGCGGAAAUCUGAGGAAAGUAAGAUUAAGAUAAAAAAUGAACCUAUUCCUACUGAAAGCGGUGAUGCUUCCUCGCUGAAUGCAGAGCUGACUGUAUCUGAAAAUAAGACAAUGCAAAAUGGUGAAACAAAACAACAGAUAGUAGUAGUCCCUAAGAAGAAAUCCAGGAAAGAUGGAAAUUCUCCACCGAAGCGGAAAAAGCAAGUUCAAAAUCUACACCCUUCUUAUCCUUUCCUACCUCUCAACCAUCCAUCAUCUACCACGUCUGUGACAAAAGGAAUGAUAACAAAGGAAGAAUCAGAUUUUAACAGACUUAACUUUCUCAUGCCAACUAUUCGAUGGAUCAAACAGCAACAAAUGUUACAAAACUGUAGCAACAAGACCAUAGGAUACACCAGUGGGAAAAGUGAAGAGAUACCAUUUGCCCAUUCCUCUGGUGUUUCAUUUGAGGAUUUAUUGGCUGCACAAAACAGAGACAUCAAGUGCGAGCCUCACGUUGUGUCAAAUUCUAAAGGAAACCCAGUCAAAGCACAUGGAUCAAUGCUUCAUAACUAUUCUCGGCCGGGUACUAUAAUGCCCCCAAGCACAACAAUGACUGUCAAUACAGCAACUAAAUCAACGGAACCCAAGGAGGAAACAGAGAGUGAAUCAGCUCUGGACCUGUCUGUUGCUACAACUACGAGUGCUACAACAUUAUCUCCAGAAUCUCUUAAGAUAAGUCAGACUACUGCUUCUCCUGUCAGAAAGCAAAUAGCAGCACACUUUUCUGGUACCAAGAACUCACCUUCUGUAAGUUCUGAGAGGGAACCAAUGGCAGGCCCCUCGAGUGCAAGUUCCAAUGUGGAUUCUCAGGCUAUUUGGCCAACACCAGAACAGCUAAAACAGAGCAUUAAACUCACCGGACCUCAACACAAUUUGUUCAACAGCUUUAAUCAGGCUUUUGAAUUAGCACAAAGCAUGUUGAACAAGAAGCGUGAUGGACAAGAACAGACCAAAGCCAGUGAAUCCCCACCUUCACCCAAGACCUCAACUUCAACUGAUACAACAGAGUGUUCACCCUCUUUUGAAAGUGCUCCACUUUUGCAGCAGUCACCUCAACAGAAAACGGGUACUGAUAAAACUCCUCCUAGAAAACCUUCCACGGGUGAUGUUAGUUAUCCAGGCCUUUCUCAAUCCCCAACAGGUGGAGUGCAUUCAUUGACAUUUUCAAAAUUAGUUAGCCAAAGUCAAAAAGAGCAGAAGAAAAUAUCAGAGUCUCCCAAGCCACAUACAACAAGUCUGUUACAGCAUAAACCCUUAUUACCCUCACCAACCCAUGGAUCAGUAUUUGACAAUUCUAGAAACCCAUCAACAACAUGUUUAUCACGUCCUCUCGGAGCUGGUGCUGAGUCACUAGUUCGCCAUUCAUCUCCCUCACAUGCCAUUGGCAGUCCAAACAUGUAUACUCCUUUAUCAAGUAUAGCUCAACAUUCUCAGCAACAGAAUCUUCUUCUUCAGUCUGCCAAUCAACAACAGCAGACUUUUUUAGUCAAUAUACCUGUGAUGCAAACGCCGCAGCCUACUGGUGGUAUUACUGGCACUCCGUGUACAACUGCCACUACUAGGGCUUCACAGGUACUCCCUCUCGCAUGCGGCCAAACUGUAGAAACAGUUGAUCGUGGGGGAGUUGCUAAGACUAACAGUAAACUGACUGUCAGCCAAAUUCUCAAGGGUGGUAAAAAAGCAGCGAAGCCUAUUCUUCCCAAUACAAUUAUUGUGAGUAGUGCAUUCGGUGGCACCCAGCUUAUCCAGGUUGGACAGCAAACGGUCAGUAUUCCAAAAGUCCAAACACAGCCAACGAAAACAGUCAAUGUUGUCAAUAUGAUGCCAACAUCCAAUCAAGGGGGAGUUUCUCUGCUUUUGUCGCCUAAAUCAGGAACAGGUGGAAAGAUCCAGACAGCCUUACCCACAAUGGUUUCCCGACAGGUCAUCACUACAACACUGCCCACCUCCAUGCCAGGUCAGGUUUUUACAAGGACCGUGCCCACAGCUGCCUCACAUCAGGUAAUCACUUCGACUCUUCACACACCUAUCAAGAAACAAGUCAUCACCUCUUCAAUACCAACAGCCCAACGUCACAUUCUCACCACAGCCACCCCAUGUCCUGUGAUAACAAAUGUUGUGGGGCAGUCACAGAUAGCAAUGCCCAUAAUACAGUCACCCACUGCUUCAUCCAUUAUGGCAAGAGCUACACCGGCUGUUUGUCAGGUGACCUCGACCAGCAACAUGGGCAGUGUUCUUAAGACUGUAGUCGGAGCUGUUAACGAUCAGACCAAUAUUCGACCAACAUUACUUGCACAGAAAACUAAGAUACUGCCACAGUUUGGAGGACAGCCAAGAUUUGGAACAACCCAAUUUCUUCUACAAGGUGUCACACAGAUACAUCCAGCGCAGAAAGUGUUUCAAGUCGAUCCAAAAUCUCCUCACAACUUUAAAACAGUAGUGUCAUCCCCGUCUUCAUCCGCUACAUCCACUACAAUGUCGACGCAGAGCAGCUUGUUGUCCCCUGUUGUAUCCACAUCUUGUCUGUCCACAUUAGAUUCGUCCCUUACUGUGCUUACCAACACUGAUGCUCUGUCUGUCCACAAUUACAGUGGCAGUGGUCUGAAGUCAGCCCAGCAGGAUUCUGACCAGUCCUUUGGCACCAUUGUUAGUCCGAACAAGGUGCUACAGCUUGUACCUCAACCUAUUGUGCCAAUAUCUCAGGCCUCGACUGUGGCGACAAGUACUGUACUCACCCAGAAAGGCAAGCACAAACCAGACACAGAGUCCAAGGAUAUCUCUGAAUCUCCAACUAAAGUGCGGGUAAUUGAUACGGAGAGUUCUAGUGGUUCUGAUGAAAACUUUUCACCCAAAGAGAAGAAAAAUAUGUCCAAGAAAAUUUCAGGAAAUAAAGUAAGUGCGCAGUCCCCUUCAAAGCAUGCUAACUUUUACAAAAUGGUUGGAUCAAGUCCAGAUGUCAAUCAAACAGUGAUACAAACUACAAGUUAUAGUGCAUUCUCUGGAAAUUCUGAAAAAUGUAAAAAGGCGAAGAAGACAGAUUCUGCAAACAAAAAUCAGCAGGCUAACAAAAAGAGGAAGUCUCCUUUAAAACCAACUUUGGAAGGUUGUCAGGAAGAAAAGGUGAAAAAGCUGUCUGCCACAAAGAAGAAAAAGGAAAACAUGCUUACUGUCGACAGCAAUGGAAACUUUUCAUCUCCCGAAGAAAAGAAACCAAAAGUGAACAAAUCCAUUAAAUCAAAAAAUUCCAGCAAAGGCGAGAUGGUCAAAGCCAAGUCCAAGAAGGAUAUAGAAAACAAGAAGGAGAUCAAAGAGGAACCAAGUGAAAGUAUUGAGAUUCCAGAUGCCAUUAUGACAGGGCCAUGGGCCCAACCUAUUAAGGAACUGUGGCAGCACCUGCCAUUUGACUUUGAGGCAGAGAAAAAGUUCAAUCAGAAUUUGGCAAACAGGGAGCCCAACUGUGUUGUCUGUGCAUUGUUCAAACCUUUCACAAAGUUUUCCGACAGCUGCUCUAGCCCCAAUCUUCUUUCAAAGAAAGGCAACAAGAAGGACAAGAGCCGACGAUCCCUGCCUAUGAUUCCAGAGAUGUGCUUUGCCUGUAGUACUGACAACCCCCGGCCACUAGGUCUCAACACAGUGCUCGACAAUGAUGGCCUCAGUCCUCUUCUUACCUGUGAUCAGUGCAAGAUCUGUGUUCAUGCUAGUUGCUACGGUGUUACAGAUUUUACAAAGAAAUGGAAGUGUACUCGCUGUACCAAACAGAUGUUCUCUGCAGAAUGUUGUCUAUGCUGUCAGAGGGGAGGUGCCCUCAAACCCACAUCUGACGGUAAAUGGGCACACAUUGUCUGUGCUCUGGCGAUUCCUGAGGUGAAGUUUGAGAAUAUCCAGAAACGUGAACCCAUCAAUGCCUACAAGAUUACCAGUGAAAGAUCCAAGCUACGGUGCUAUUACUGUAACCCCCUCCAGAACAGCGAGAAGACGUUUGGUGUGUGUGUUCAGUGCUCACAGGGUCGCUGUACCUCCUCCUUUCAUGUGACGUGUGCGUAUGCUGCAGGGGUUGUAUACGAGACCAGUGACUGGCCAUUCCCUGUCUACAACACGUGUCUACGGCACAACCACAAGGAAAAAGGAAAGGGGCAGAGGAAAUUGACUGAGCUGAAGAAGGGAGACAGGGUGUAUGCCAAACACAAAAACACACGCUACUACGUCGCAGAGGUGCAGAAGGUCACCAACCAAGUGUUUUACUCUGUGGACUUUGACGACGGCUCCUUCAGUGAUGACCUGUAUCCAGAGGAUGUAGAUGAUCACCGGAUGGAGUUGGGACCGCCUACGAUUGGAACACAUGUCCAGAUCAAAUGGACAGAUGGAGACUUGUACGGUGCUACGUUCAGAGGAGCUAAAAGUCUCGUCAUGUACACGGUUGAGUUUGCAGAUGGUAAUCAUCGAGUAUUCAAGAGAGAAGAACUUUGGUCUAUGGAUGAAGUUCUUCCCAAGCAAAUUAAAGCAAGAACAUCGGAGGCAACGGAAAGAAAAUACAGUAUUUUCUACACAGAAGAGAUUAAAGCGGAAGUAGAGACUGAAGGGAAACGGCCAAAGGCAAAGAUCUCAUAUUCCAAGCUGAAUGGAUGAGCGAUGUUAUACGUGAUUCUUGUCUGUACAGGAGGGAUUAUAUACUAUGCAACACAGAAAGAAUACAGUAUACAGCCUGCUUUUAACCUGGAUCUUAAUUUAUUGUACAAGAGUUCAUAUUUACCACAUAUUGACAUGUCUUGUGGCAGCUGUGUGCAAAGUUUUCGGACAAUUUUAAAGACUGGAAUAUUUGCAAUAUUUAUUUUAAAGACAAUUAUAAUGACAUUCAUUUGUAUUACUUUCAUUGCUUGUCUUCAACAUGUUUGAAUUGACAAUUUCCCCCAAAAAGUGGUUGUGUUUUUGACAAGAUCCUGUGUUGUACGAUGAGGUCUGCUGUUCAAUACUAUACCAAGAGACGGUCCAUCAGUUUUAGAAAGUCACAGUUAACAUAAAUACAUCCAGAAGUUGUUUUUAAUUUAACAUAAUUUAUUGUGCUCUGUGUGAAUAAGCCACACAUUUUUAACAAGUUCUUACUUGAAAAAUAAGUAUUUGAAAAUUGCUUAGGAACAUUGGUCAGACUAUUUAAAUUAAAGAAAAAAUACAAAAUUAUCAUGUUGUAGAUGGUCUACCCAAGUUUAAAUAUGUUACCAGAAUGGGCUUCAUCAUUCACUAGGAUUCUGUAAAACAAUAUGUAAAUUGCUCAUUCUGUAUUUGUAAAGGAUUUUGUAGCGGUAUUGUACCAGAGGCUACAGACAGAGUUAUUCCUGGCCUAAUCUGUGAUAGUGUAUCUAGGACAAUAAUCGUGUAUUUUGACCUAUUGUGCACGUUUUAUAUUUUCAAGUUGAUCAGUUUCUUUAACUCAAUUCAAAUGGCAUUAAAUGACAAACCUCUUGUGAUUAGAUUUACAGUUAAACUGAGAUGUAAAUUUCCAUGAACUACUAGAAGAUUUACACAGCGUUCAGACAAAUACUUGAGUACCACUAGUCAAAGGGUAGUUCGAGGACGUGCCAUGCUGGUUGGGCAAGAACGAUUUUACCUAUAAUUAUUUAGAGAUAAAUACUGAUACCUUAUAUGAAAGUUCUUUUAAGAUAAUUAUUUAGUUUGUGCAUCUUUUAUGCAUGGAUUAAAUUAUUUCUAGAAAAA
Mizuhopecten yessoensis (Yesso scallop) is the source of this 7524-nucleotide messenger RNA. RefSeq lists its product as uncharacterized. Gene Ontology annotation, molecular function: histone H3K36 demethylase activity; histone H3K9 demethylase activity. The record is from RefSeq and is a predicted model, not a curated record. NCBI's taxonomy places the organism in Eukaryota, Metazoa, Mollusca, Bivalvia, Pectinida, Pectinidae. Gene Ontology annotation, biological process: chromatin remodeling. Bases 313 to 6441 code for a protein of 2042 amino acids. Gene Ontology annotation, cellular component: nucleus. The transcript has 18 exons.